This is a messenger RNA of Exaiptasia diaphana, 699 nucleotides long. RefSeq lists its product as uncharacterized. Lineage: Eukaryota; Metazoa; Cnidaria; Anthozoa; Actiniaria; Aiptasiidae. The transcript has 5 exons. The record is from RefSeq and is a predicted model, not a curated record. Bases 287 to 643 code for a protein of 118 amino acids. Gene Ontology annotation, molecular function: protein binding.
UAUAAUGCGCCAUCCUGCGGACAUAUCAGCUUAAGGGCAGAGUUGUUUUCUUGGAUCUACCAAUUCAUUAACGAAGCGAUCCUGCUGAUUUUGUUGAAGAAAAAAGAGAAAAGAUCAUUAAAUAAGUCUAUAUAAUUAAGAUAGCAGGCACUAAUAUACAAAAAAUAAUAAAAGCCAUCGCGAUUCCUUGAGUUUUACCGUAUUUCAGUGUAGCUGGAUCGUSAAAGGCAACGCCUUGGACAGAACUUGAAGAAAAAACAGUGGUUUUUCGUAAUUGACCAUCAAAAUGAACGGCAAAGCGUUGCUGCUAGCUCUGGUUCUCGUUGGAGCUUGYACGAAUGUCUCCAGUAAAGGCCUUGGAGGUCGGUUUAAAUUCUUGUCUAACUUCCCACCGGCACCACCUCCGCCACCUCCUCCUGGAUGUAUCCACAGAGGCUCUUUCUAUGGAGUCGGAGAGGUGUUUACWAAUAAAUGGUGCAGUGAGUAUUGUACGUGCAAAGAUGUAGGAGUUACAGUUUGUCGUUCACUGUGUCCUGUGGAAUGGGUGGAGUGCGACGAGGGACUACAAGCUGAGGUUCAWUAUAUACCUGUCAUGGACGGGCGGUGUUCGUGUCCUACACAUGUCUGCGUUGCUAAAGAUUAAUAGGCAAACAAGACUUGUUAAGCAACAACUUAUUAAAUGAAGCUUCUAACAGCUAA